Molecule: messenger RNA, 4024 nt
Organism: Haliotis rufescens (red abalone)
Lineage: Eukaryota; Metazoa; Mollusca; Gastropoda; Lepetellida; Haliotidae
Product: SWI/SNF-related matrix-associated actin-dependent regulator of chromatin subfamily A member 5-like
Exons: 23
Coding region: 98-3172 (1024 amino acids)
Biological process (GO): nucleosome organization; regulation of transcription by RNA polymerase II
Cellular component (GO): chromatin; nucleus
Molecular function (GO): nucleosome binding; ATP-dependent chromatin remodeler activity; histone binding
Source: RefSeq, a predicted model, not a curated record
AGCGAGAAGUGCAUCAGCAAGCGUUUCCCCCGCCAAAAGCCGGGUGCUCUUACGACAGAUAAAGGACGACAUAAAAACAAUUUGUACCAAAAGCACAAUGUCCGAAUCUGAGCCAGAACCGGACAGUGGUCCUGAGGAUGAACCAAUGGAUCAAUCUCCAGUGCCAGGUCCUUCUGUCUUGUUGAAAUCACCCCCUAAAAGAGGGGGAGAGGAUAAUGAAGAAUUUGAAGAGAAAAUCCAAAAUGACAGAAGCAAUCGUUUUGACUUCUUGCUUCAACAAACUGAGCUCUUCGCUCACUUCAUGUCGACUGGGACCAAAACGGGGGCUGUUGCACCAACAAGUCCCCUCAAGAUGAAGCCAGGUCGGCCAAAGGUCAAGAAGCUGGAUGAGAAGGCUAAACUGGUUGCUGCGGGAGAUAGUCACCGGCAUCGCAGAACCGAGCAAGAGGAGGACGAAGAACUGUUGUCUGAGAGUCGAAAGACAACAGCCGUCCUCACAAGAUUCGAGGCAUCCCCUUCAUACAUUAAAACUGGAGAGAUGCGAGACUACCAGGUCAGAGGCCUGAACUGGAUGAUCUCCCUUUACGAGAAUGGCAUCAACGGAAUCCUUGCAGACGAGAUGGGUUUGGGCAAGACUCUCCAGACGAUAUCCCUGCUGGGUUACAUGAAGCACUACCGCAGCAUCGCCUCACCUCAUCUGGUCAUCUGCCCCAAGUCCACCCUGCACAACUGGAGGAACGAGUUCAACCGAUGGUGUCCCAGCCUCCGAGCUGUCUGUCUCAUUGGAGACCAGGCACAGAGGGCUGCAUUUAUCCGGGACACUCUAAUGCCCGGCGAGUGGGAUGUUUGUAUCACCUCAUACGAGAUGGUCAUUCGGGAAAAGUCGGUAUUUAAGAAGUUCAACUGGCGGUACCUUGUCAUUGAUGAAGCUCACAGAAUUAAGAAUGAAAAAUCCAAGCUUUCUGAGAUUGUGAGAGAAUUCAAGUCAACAAACCGCCUGCUGCUCACUGGAACUCCGCUGCAGAACAAUCUGCACGAGCUGUGGGCACUUCUUAACUUCUUGCUCCCUGAUGUCUUCAACUCAUCUGACGAUUUCGAUUCUUGGUUUAAUGCCAACAAUUGCUUCGGAGAUGUUGCCUUAGUUGAAAGACUUCAUGCGGUGCUUCGACCUUUCUUGUUGCGACGUAUCAAGUCUGAGGUGGAGAAACGUUUGCUACCAAAGAAAGAGACCAAGAUCUUUGUCGGUUUGGGCAAAAUGCAAAGAGAAUGGUACACCAAGAUUCUGAUGAAGGACAUCGACAUUGUUAACGGAGCUGGCAAAACAGACAAGAUGCGACUGCUCAAUAUUCUCAUGCAGUUGAGAAAGUGCUGUAAUCACCCGUACCUGUUUGACGGGGCCGAGCCGGGGCCCCCCUACACCACAGAUUACCACAUUGCAGAAAACAGUGGCAAGAUGGUCAUCCUGGACAAGAUGUUGCCCAAACUCAAGAGAGAAGGGUCGCGUGUGUUGAUCUUCAGUCAGAUGACCCGUAUGUUGGACAUCCUUGAGGACUACUGCUACUGGAAGCAGUAUGACUAUUGCCGUCUCGACGGUAGCACUCCGCACGAGGAGAGACAGAAUUCCAUCAAUGACUUCAACAUGCCUGACAGUAAGAAGUUUGUCUUCAUGUUGAGUACAAGGGCUGGCGGUCUUGGCAUCAACCUUGCUACAGCUGACAUUGUCAUCUUGUUCGACUCUGACUGGAAUCCCCAAGUUGAUUUACAGGCCAUGGACAGGGCUCAUCGUAUUGGUCAGAAGAAACAGGUGAAGGUGUUCCGUUUUAUCACUGAGAACACUGUGGAGGAACGCAUUGUGGAAAAAGCUGAGAUGAAGCUGAGGCUUGAUAACAUCGUUAUUCAACAAGGCCGUCUGCUGGAUCACUCGGCCAACAAGCUGGGUAAGGACGAGGUGCUCAGUAUGAUCAGGCAUGGUGCUAGUCACGUGUUUGCCUCGAAAGACAGUGAAAUCACAGAUGAAGACAUCGACUCCAUCAUCCAGAAGGGAGAGAGAAAGACUGAAGAAAUCAAUGAGAAGUUUGAGAACAUGGGCGAGGGAAGUCUGCGGACCUUCACCAUGGAGUCCCAGGAGAGCGUGUACAAGUUCGAGGGAGAAGAUUAUCGGGACAAGCAGAAGUUGGGUAUAGGCCACUGGAUUGAGCCGCCCAAGAGAGAGAGGAAAGCCAAUUACGCUGUGGACGCAUACUUUAGAGAGGCACUACGUGUCAGUGAGCCCAAGGCACCCAAGGCUCCCCGUCCCCCGAAGCAGCCCAAUAUCCAGGACUUCCAGUUCUUCCCUCCCCGGCUGUUCGAGCUCCUGGACAAGGAGAUCUACUUCUACCGCAAAACUAUUGGAUACAAGGUACCGAAGAACCCUGACCUGGGGUCAGAUGCAGACAGAGUUCGCAAGGAGGACCAGAUAAGGAUCGAUGAAUCGGAGCAGUUGAAUGAUGAGGAGAUAGGCGAGAAGGAAGACCUCCUCAAACAGGGUUUCACCAACUGGACCAAGAGAGACUUCCAACAGUUCAUCAAAGCAAAUGAGAAAUACGGUCGUGAUGACAUUGAAAGUAUUGCCAGAGAAGUGGAAGGCAAAACACCAGAAGAGGUGAUGGCGUAUUCAACGGUAUUCUGGGAACGAUGUAAUGAGCUCCAGGAUAUUGAGAGAAUCAUGGCACAGAUCGAGAGGGGAGAGGCUCGAAUUCAGCGGAGAAUCAGCAUCAAGAAGGCCCUCGAUGCCAAGAUGGCCCGUUACCGAGCACCAUUCCACCAGCUGCGUAUCCAGUACGGAACCAACAAGGGCAAGAACUACACGGAAGAGGAGGACCGCUUCCUGGUGUGCAUGCUGCACAAGCUGGGCUUUGACAAGGAGAACGUGUACGACGACCUCCGCCAGGCAGUACGACAGGCUCCUCAGUUCCGAUUUGAUUGGUUCAUCAAGUCAAGGACUGCCAUGGAGUUACAACGUCGCUGCAACACACUGAUCACACUAAUAGAGAGAGAGAACAUGGAACUGGAGGAACGAGAGAAGGCCGAGAAGAGGAAGGGACGACCAAAAUCAGGAACACCCAAGAGUCAGAAGCGGAAGGCAGAUGGUACGCCUGAUGGAAGAGGCCGGCCCAAGAAGAAGAAGCCUUGAGGACGUGUGUGUUAGAAGUGAACUAUUUAUCCAUGCUGAGUCUACUGCUAACGGCCUGGUGACUAGUAUCAGCCAGUCUGCUUCUGGUCGUACCUGCAUUUAUGGUGUAUAUCAUUGUCUCUCAUAUCUCCAUGGAAACAUAAAAACUCUACAGGAGAUGGAAGGAGACUUGGUGCAACAUUUGUGUGCCAAGCCAAGCAUUGUCAUUAUUGUCAUAUGUACUUAGUUAUUUUGUGUGUGCUGGAGAUUGUCAUCAUGGGAUGGUGCAGUUGUCAAGGUGAUCACAGGUAAUAAAGGCUGAUUGUGACUUUAUAUGAUACAGACUUUAGUAAAAUGUUAAUUGUCUUGAAUAACAUUGUUAUUUAGGGGAUAAAAAAGAACAAAUUUGGCAGAUGUCCGAGGAAGCGUUUUGGUAACGUAAGACGUUUCUUCAGAUCCAUCCAGCAUAUUUGUACCACAUGGAAACAUAGCUUCCACAAUUCAGGCAGACCUCCGCUAAUAGACAUUAUCUUCAGUCAGCGAAGCUGGUUUGGUUCGGUCUGAUAACCCAGUUUUAAGGUCUUACCCUUUGUUUUCACAAGCUUGGACAAUUUUAGGUUAACAUUUAACACUACAUUUUAUAUCUAUGUAAAUAUUGUGUAAUUUUAGGCUUGUUGAUUAUUUAUGUCUGUUAGCUGUACGUUUUCAAUGUGAUCUGUCUGAGACAAGGGAGAAACUCCAAUUAUGAAUUCUGUUCAUUACUCAAUACUGUGUGAUGUGCACCAGUGUCAUGUACCAUUCAUCAUGGUCAUAUUCAUGGAAAAGCAAUUUGGCAUCAUGUUUUGAGAAUAAAAGGUCUCGUGUAUCAAAAUA